Messenger RNA from Saprolegnia diclina VS20, 390 nucleotides. RefSeq lists its product as hypothetical. The coding region runs from base 1 to 390 and encodes 129 amino acids. The transcript is spliced from 2 exons. The record is from RefSeq and is a predicted model, not a curated record. NCBI's taxonomy places the organism in Eukaryota, Oomycota, Saprolegniomycetes, Saprolegniales, Saprolegniaceae.
AUGUUUGUGCUGCUCUUUACGGCCGGCGUCCUCUUCGACAUUAGCGCGGCCGUCAUGUACUCGCGCGAAGUGCAAGUGUUUUUGGCCGAGUGCUCGAAUGGCGCCUUGUCGCUGCAGCUCUUUGCUUUGAGUACGCGCCUCCUCUGGGUCAACUGCGGGUUUCUAAAGUUGUUCAAGCUGCUCUGGAGCGUCGUGAGCACGGCGACGUACUCGGGCGAGAGCAAGCUCAUGGGCUACCUCAACUUUACGGGCGUCACCUCGCUCUAUCUGAGCGCGAUUUUGCUCUUUUACAUCCCGCCGUUCAUCGAGUACAACAACCACCUUCGACAAGACAUCAAGAAUUCGUUUGAAAAACUGGAUGGGACCCCAUUGGCCUCGACCAGCUCGUGA